AUGACCAGCCCGCCGCCCCGCCGCCCCAGCUUCGGCAUGCUGCUGCGUCGCUCCAAGAGCGGCGACUUUGGCAAGAAUGGCAAAAAGGCCCAGGCCAUUCGCGACGCCGAGCUGGACCGCCAGCGCCAGAACCCCCCCCGGCUGCCCGAGUUUCGCAACAACACCAGCGACCAGCUGUCCAAGUCGUUUGCGCCCGACCUGCAGUCCAGUCCCUCUUACAGCCUUUCGUCUGGUCCUCCCGCCCGCCCCUCGCGCGACGCCCCUCGCACCACCCACUACCCUCCCGUGCCCCCGAUUCCCUUUGAUCCCUAUGCGAGAACCGAGAGCAUGACGCACCGAGGCCGCUACAGCUACGCCAGCAGCGCCGUGAGCACCGUCGCUGGACCUAGGAGGAUUCGCAGGAGAAAGGAUCCCACUCCGUUCAACGUACUCGUCGUCGGAACUCGCAGCGCCGGCAAGACGUCGUUUCUCGAGUUUCUCAAAACGGCACUUGCCCUGCCCGCUCACAAGCGUUCCACCAAGAGGGCCGACGAGGAUGACUUCAAGUUUCCCACCCCGGCCACCGGCAAUUUCGCCCCCCACUACCUCGAGACCGAAACCGACGGCGAGCGCGUCGGCCUGACUCUCUGGGACUCCGAGGGCCUGGAGAAGAACGUCGUCGACCUUCAGCUCCGAGAGAUAACGGCUUUCCUCGAGAGCAAGUUUGAGGAGACGUUUGGCGAAGAGAUGAAGGUCAUUCGCUCGCCCGGUGUGCAGGACACCCACAUUCACGCCGUCUUGUUGAUUCUGGACCCCGCGCGCCUCGACCGCAACAUCGCUGCCGCUAAGAAACUCUCCUCCAACGGCUACCACAACGGCGCCAGCCCCGCAAACGGUCUGCAGGCCCUCGGAAGCCUCGACGACGAUCUCGACCUGCAAGUCCUGCGCACCCUCUACGGCAAGACCACCGUCAUCCCCGUCAUUGCAAAGGCCGACACCAUCACCACCAAGCACAUGAACGUGCUGAAGAAAGCCGUCUGGGACUGCAUCAGGAAGGCCAAUCUUGACCCGCUCGAGGCUCUUGGGCUGGACGAUGACAGUGACGGUGAGUCGUACCGCAUCGACGAGGACGACGAGAACCAGGCCGACGAGGACCGGCAGGCCAACAAGGAUGGCCAGGAGCCGUCUUCCCCUCCGCCGUCGACGCCCAGCUCGAACCGGCAGUUGAGCCCAUCAAUGGGCCGACCCAAGGCUCAAGAAAGCGCAAAGGAGGAAGAGAAGCCAUUCCUCCCCUUCUCCAUCAUUAGCCCCGACCUGUACGAACCUGGAGUCAUUGGUCGACGGUUUCCUUGGGGAUUCGCCGACCCGUACAACGAGCAACACUGCGACUUCCAGCGCCUCAAGGAAGCCAUCUUCACCGAGUGGCGCGGUGACCUGCGCGAGGCGAGCCGGGACCAGUGGUACGAGGGCUGGCGAACGAACAGGCUGAAGCAGGGCAACCUUCCCUACCGCCCACGAUAG
Hirsutella rhossiliensis is the source of this 1500-nucleotide messenger RNA. RefSeq names its product septin domain-containing protein. Gene Ontology annotation, biological process: cytoskeleton-dependent cytokinesis. Gene Ontology annotation, molecular function: molecular adaptor activity; GTPase activity; GTP binding. Gene Ontology annotation, cellular component: septin complex; cytosol; septin ring. The transcript is spliced from 2 exons. Lineage: Eukaryota; Fungi; Ascomycota; Sordariomycetes; Hypocreales; Ophiocordycipitaceae. The record is from RefSeq and is a predicted model, not a curated record. Bases 1 to 1500 code for a protein of 499 amino acids.